UUCCAAUGACGUCUGGGGCGUACGUCGCUCUCUCCCCCACCCCUCCCUCUCUUAUCAACUUUGGGCUUUGUCCUUUGGGGCAUUCAUUGUCAAUGGAUGAAGAAAGGUUGGGAAGGAAGGAAGAAAGUCAGAUUAGGAAGCUGGUAGGGAGGAGCAGAAGACCAAGAAUCUUCAAACCUUGACCGCGUUACUAUUCCAAUAAUCCUCUAGAGAUGGAGAAAAAGAUCUCAUUUUGAAGUUGAACUGGUCAGCAAUGGACUCUCUCUCUCUCUCUCUAGUACUCUCCUCCUCAUACUCCACAAGAUCCAUGACCUGAGACGGGUCCAAGCAGAAAAAAAAAAUUGGAUUUUCUCAGUCAAACUUCUCCCUCUUCUGUUCAUCAAUCGUUGCCUACUCGUUUUAGUACUAAAGGUAUGUUAACCUUCCCUUAUAUACAAAUCCUCACCUUCUCCUCCUUCAGGGUUUUAUCUUACCUCAUCUUCUUCCACACUCUCUCUUACUGUGAUACUGUGUGAGACUAAUCAUCGAAAAAGACAACAACCCACUUCACCCAAUUUGAAUUGCAGUGUCACUGAUCUAAUUCAAGCUUCUAUUUUGAUGUUUGUAGCUUCUGAUUCUAUACUUCUCCUCAGUUCUUUCCUGAUCCUCUCUUCUUCCCUUUUCCCCCAAAAAGAAAGUUUUUUUAAUCCUUACUCUUGACAUGAACUAAUAGUACUCUCUGUUCUCUGAGUCCAACCAUUGAUCCCACCGGUACGAUCCAUUAAAAAUUCAGAAAAGGGGGGACAAAUGGAGAACGUUGGAGAUUUGGAGCAGACAACUUUGCUGAAUGAGCUAAUGCAGGGGAAGGAUCUGGUGAAGCAGCUUCAGAUGCAUCUUGAUCCGUCGUCUUCGGAUGAUGAGAUGCGAAAUAUGUUUGUGGAGAAGAUACUAACUUCCUACGAUACGGCACUGUCCAUGCUGAAACGGGGCGGUGGUUCAGAUGGGGAGGUUCGUUCUGGAGGAGCCACCGCCGGCAUGUCGGACUCUCCUUGCUCUGAUGGUGGAAGUCCCCUCAGUGAGGACUCCGAUCGCAGAGACAUUUAUAAGAAAAGAAAGAUGAUGCCCAGAUGGACAGAACAAGUACGCGUUAGUUCAGGGACUGGGCUUGAAGGACCUCUUGAUGAUGGCUACAGUUGGAGGAAAUAUGGCCAGAAGGACAUCCUUGGAGCUAAAUAUCCAAGAGCCUAUUACAGAUGUACCCAUCGUAAUGUUCAAGAUUGUUCGGCUACAAAGCAAGUGCAAAGAUCAGAUGAAGACCCAUCGAUCUUCGAAGUCACCUACCGGGGAAGACACACCUGCAUCCAGGCAACCUAUAUAAUUCCGGCAAUGGGGUCGUUGUCGAACUCGAAGAAAGGGCCUAAGCAAGACCAUGUCCUACAGAAACAGAAAAAUCAACAAGAAGAACAGAAAGCACAAGAUAUACUCUUGAACUUCAAAACUGGUCUGAAAGUGAGAACCAAGGACUUGGACACUGGAGAGAAGCAGCUCAUGAGCUCCUCCUCCUUCUCCUUCCCUUCUAUUGGAUGCUCAAAGUCUGAAAACCACAUCUUCUCCCCACCCACAGUGGACCAUGAUUACAUGGGCAGCUUCUCUCCUUCCUUUAUACCCCUAGUGACAGCCGAAUCAAACUAUUUCCCGGUGUCACCGGGACAGGUUAACAGCUUUGGAGGUUGUGGAUCUCAGAAUUUGAACACCUCUGAAUGUGAUCUCAAUGAGAUCCUCUCAGCUGCUACAUCAGCAACCAAUUCUCCUACUGUGGAUUUGGAUUUCCCAAUAGAAUUCGACCCAUAUUUUCCAUUCAAUAGCCCUGACUUCUUCCCUUCAUGAAACUGAAAUCCUCAUUUAGUGCACUUGGGAUUGUGAAUUAGCCACAGAUAGAAUCCAUCACAGGAUUUUUCCUUUGGUGGAUUCCAUCUGCAUGGAUCAUCCUGUACGAGAACCUGAUCUGCUCUCACCCAUUGAUCCUUCCAAGUUUCUCGGCCUAAUAGCAUUAGGCAUGUGCUUGUGUUAUUGAAGCUUCCUCUAUUCCCCCAAGAGAUUUCUUUUUUUCUUUUUUUAAUUUUUUGAGAGCUAUAACCUGAAAAUGGAGGGUAGAGAUUCUUAACCUGUUCUCCACUUGUUUCAAUCCUUUUAGUUAAUGAAUUUUUCUGCAGUUCUCUUCAUCCUAAUUGCCAUUGCAAUUUCUUUCUAACCUCAGUGCUGUGAAGAAGUUUAGAUUGUUCCUGACUCAAUGAAUAGUAUUGUGUUUGUUUCUUAAUUUGUAUUAGUUGAGAAGGUUAUCUAAUAAUAUGGGUACAAAUCCCUGAGUUGGAUACUUGGGAUGUAAUUUUCUUUGACCCAUUAAAGACAAAUAAAAAUGCAAUCUUUUCAGUCACCAAAUGAUUUGGUGUUGUGGUGUAUAAAGGGGGGUGGUUCUUAACCAAUUAUUUCUCUCCUAUUAGUGGGGUUGAUAUGCUCCACCAAUCUUUUUUUUUUCUCUUACCAGUUAUUACUUAGUGUGGGUGGCUGAUCUUUAUUAAUGUAACUGUUCUAGGGGAUAUGUAAAUAUCCUCUUUGUUGAUAGCUAUGUAAAUGAUAUUGUUUGCCUCUUCUUGCAUCA
This is a messenger RNA of Macadamia integrifolia, 2638 nucleotides long. Its product is annotated as probable WRKY transcription factor 53. The record is from RefSeq and is a predicted model, not a curated record. The transcript is spliced from 3 exons. Lineage: Eukaryota; Viridiplantae; Streptophyta; Magnoliopsida; Proteales; Proteaceae. Gene Ontology annotation, cellular component: nucleus. The coding region runs from base 787 to 1866 and encodes 359 amino acids. Gene Ontology annotation, molecular function: transcription cis-regulatory region binding; DNA-binding transcription factor activity. Gene Ontology annotation, biological process: regulation of DNA-templated transcription.